This is a messenger RNA of Phyllopteryx taeniolatus (common seadragon), 2476 nucleotides long. Its product is annotated as torsin-1A-interacting protein 2-like. The record is from RefSeq and is a predicted model, not a curated record. Gene Ontology annotation, biological process: membrane organization. Gene Ontology annotation, cellular component: membrane. NCBI's taxonomy places the organism in Eukaryota, Metazoa, Chordata, Actinopteri, Syngnathiformes, Syngnathidae. Gene Ontology annotation, molecular function: ATPase activator activity.
CCCCCCCAACUUUCCCCAGUUGUAGUGGUCCCUCCAGCAACACGGACCGAGUGAAAGGUUCCGCACUCACUUGGUCAGUGAGAGAAACACAGAAUCAUCACCAGGUUGUUGUUCGAAAUUCACAGUGAUGUGAUUGGGGGAGCAGUUGUCCCAAGUGGAUCAAUGUGCAGGUAGAUGAGCAUUUGUUCAUCUUUGUGCUACAAAGGACCACUCAUUGGGCCGUCUUGAGUGAAGCUCCCAAGUCCCAACCAGUCAUGGCAGAACCACCAGACCCAGCUGUCCAUCUCCAACAAGAAGAAGCAGCAGGUAUCAAGGGAGAAGACAAUCAGUCUACUGCGAAGAUUACGCAGCAGCAACAUUGUUUAGAUAGCGAUCAGCCUGACGAGAGGACGGUAGCUCUGACUGAUGGGUGGAGUCAAGAGGAGUUGUUGAACGAGCCGAAUGUGGAGAAGGGCACCAUCCCUCCAACUGACCUCGCUGGGCAUGGUGAUGACGAUAAUGAUUGCAAAGGAGCAAAGAGAGAUGAGGAACCAACAAUGAAAGAAGAGUUUGCUGCUGGGGUGGACCAACUGGGGGAUGAGGAGGCACCGGAGCACAUCACACCAGCAACAGAUGGCGACACAAACCAUGAUCAUGCAGACGAUCCCAUUGAAAGGCUCCAGGAAGCUCUGUUCCUUAAUGACACAAAUCAUGAUGAUCAAAAAGAAUCCAGAAUUUGGAAUCCCGAGGAAGAAGAGACCACACAGGUGCCGCGGAAAGCCUCAAUGGAGGAGCUGAUGGAUGAUCGGAGUACGCAGGUGGAGGCCAUUGGCCCGACCACUCAGGAAACAACUGAUUUCGAAGUUACUGGAAUACCCGGAGUAAAAAGAUACCUGAUCGGCAUCGGCAUACUGUUGGCCCUCGUCGCCAUGGUAGUGCAGCAUGUCCUCAGCCCCGAGCCCCCGCCUCCGAGCGUCACGCCUCCGAUCGACAUCUUUCUCAGGCAGCUGGAAAAAGUCGAGUCUCGCUUCCCUCGCCAGCGUCCCGAGCUGUGGAACCGGAGCCGGAUCCACCUGAAGAGGCACCUCCUGACCCAACGUCCCAGCCAGCCCGUCAGUCUGAUCCUGACGGCGGGCGUCGCGGGCCGCCAGACGCUCCGCUGCUUGGCCCGCGACCUGGCCUCCGCCUUCUCCUCCUCGCUGAACGGCUCCGUGCUGCACAUAGACGGCGCCAGCAGAGCCGGAGAGGACAGCGACCAGGUGAAGCUGGACAUCGACGGCCAGCUGCAGUGGGCCUUUGAAGGAGACAAACCCGUGGCGGUGAUUCACCGCUUCGAGCAGCUGCCACCGGGCUCCACCCUCAUUUUCUACCGCUAUUGUGAUCACGAGAACGCGGCGUACAAGAAGACGUUCCUCAUCUUCACAGUCCUUCUGGAGGAAGAGGAGGAUAUCCCUGCCGGGACUUCUUUGAGCGCCGUGGAAGAGAUGGUGGACGACCACCUCCAGAGGAAGUUCCUCUCGCACAGUCGUCCCCUGGCCUUCGACAGGAUGGACCUGGACAAGUACAGCGGACUGUGGAGCCGCAUUUCUCACCUCAUCCUUCCUGUUUCUGCCGAAGCGUGGACGGCGCACGAAAGCUGCUCGUGAACACUCUAAUUAUCUUUGGCCGCAUCUUUGAGGUUGUUGGUUGGUGGCCAUAUUGACAGGUUUGAUGAACACGUGGUGACACUUUAAGGACUGUGAUUAACUCCCAUGGAAGUCAGUUGAGCGCAGCAUCACCAGGGCCAACCAAUCUGUAUUUUAGUACAGUGCCAAAUUGUACACCCUCAUAGAUAGACACCUCUUGCAUAUUAACAUCCAUGCAUCAUUCCCUGUGAAAUGAAGGAAAAUUAUUAUUUUUUUUAAAUCAAUGUUUUAAAUUUCCAAUUUACAUUUUUUCAAAACAGAUUUUUUUCCCCAUGUUCAUGAAAAUAAGUUCAGUAGGUUUUUGAAACAGCACUGAUUCAUGAAGACUAAACAGUGGUGGAUGUGGGCUUAAGUGUAGACAUUUACUUGUAAGAUAAAAAUGACUUGUAAUUUAAGCAGUGUUCUUCGAUGCACAAUGAUGUCAAAUAGUACAAAUUGAGAAAUUUUAAUAUUCUAAUUAUUAUUAUUUUUAAAUCACCACUAUUUAUAUUCAUAACAAAUGUAAACCUAAACCAAGAAGAAGCUCUGUGCAGGAUCACGACAGGAAAAUGAUUAUUUUAUUUUACCAAUCUGUGUUUUUUUAAUGAUUUUUUUUGUCCACCAUCUUGUUUUUUUGUUGAUCACUUAUUACUUACAGCACAAUUAAUACACAACACUAUUUUAAUAGAAUCUUUUCUGCAAUCGCCAAUCAUCCUCUGGCACCACGCUGCGGUGUGUUUACCGAACUUCCUCUGUCAUACUCCAGGAAGACUGUUCUGUUCUACUUCAUACUGUACAUGAGCCUUCAAUCAAAUAAAGACAGAAUUCUCAGG